Molecule: messenger RNA, 3484 nt
Organism: Dicentrarchus labrax (European seabass)
Lineage: Eukaryota; Metazoa; Chordata; Actinopteri; Moronidae
Product: alpha-1,6-mannosyl-glycoprotein 2-beta-N-acetylglucosaminyltransferase
Exons: 2
Coding region: 413-1672 (419 amino acids)
Biological process (GO): oligosaccharide biosynthetic process; protein N-linked glycosylation
Cellular component (GO): Golgi stack; Golgi membrane
Molecular function (GO): alpha-1,6-mannosylglycoprotein 2-beta-N-acetylglucosaminyltransferase activity
Source: RefSeq, a predicted model, not a curated record
UAUUACACAACUGUAUGUAGGACAAUGAUUCGUUGAGCUCGAGCUCAGUCUCUCCCCCGUUGGCUGGAUUGUACACGUCAGCAGUCAAUAAGUUGUAUCAUCACAGAGCCAUCAUCCUCUUCCUGGUGUUAGCGUGUGACACUUUCUACCUAGUUUGGGGUGGCAGAAAACGAGCGACUGUUUGGCAAGUGACACGGGUUUCAAGUGGAAAGACAGUCCUGCGAGAGGAGAAGCAGCCAUCAAGACACGUUUGACAUUAGUUUGAAGAGGAGUCACGCGACGUUGGACUGUUAGGAAAAGGAGACUUUCACGGCACGAGGAAACAAACGGGUCUUACAAUGAGGACGCGCGCGAUAAGGUGAAGAAAGGCACUGCAGUUGGACUCCUAAAGUUUUUAUUUUGAAAAUAGAAAAUGAGGUUUCGGUUGCACAAAAAGAAUCUGCUCGCGCUGCUGGGUGUUUCCUUCGUAGUUGUGACUCUCCUGUUUUCAACACGUGUGCUAUUAGUUUCCGACAAUGACACCAGUGGAAUUGAUAAUGUUCCUCAGGGAAAUCAUGGCAUGCCUUCUGGGGACACGGUGAAGUUUAACUUCGGUUCCCUCCUACUAUUGACUCAGUCAGUUUACAGUGCCAAUUACAAGCAGUGUGUUCAAAAUGCAGAUAGGUUUCCAGGGGAGCCUCAGCUGGUGCUGGUUGUGCAGGUCCACAACAGGCCUGAGUACCUCAGGCUGCUCAUCAAGUCACUGGAGAAAGCUGCUGAGGUCCACAGCUUCCUCCUCAUCUUUAGCCAUGACUAUUUUUCAGAGGAAAUAAACGCCAUUGUGCAAGGGAUAACUUUCUGCAAAGUACUGCAGAUUUAUUUCCCUUUCAGCACUCAGCUGUAUCCAGGAGAGUUUCCUGGGCAGGAUCCACGAGACUGCCCUCGAGACAUAUCCAAGGCCGACGCUCUCAAAACAGGAUGCCUCAACGCAGAACACCCGGACUCCUAUGGACACUACAGGGAGGCCUUCAUCACUCAAACCAAACACCACUGGUGGUGGAAGCUGCACUUUGUGUGGGAGCGAGUGCAGGCGAUGCAGGGCUACAGUGGCUUUGUACUCUUUCUGGAGGAGGACAACUACAUCUUACCUGACUUCUUCCAUUUCUAUAAAUUAAUGAUUGAGUUCAAAAAGAGCAGCUGCCCAGACUGUGACAUGCUGGCAUUGGGUAACCACAAUGGCCUGACUGAUUUUAACACACUGACCAAUAAGGUGUUGACCACUGGGUGGAUGUCCACUAAACACAACAUAGGCAUGGCCAUCUCCAGGGAGGUGUAUUACAAACUGAUGGGCUGCAACAACGAGUUCUGCACCUACGACGACUACAACUGGGACUGGACCCUGCAGCACCUCUCGGGAGCCUGCAUAUCAAAGCCCCUCAAAGUGCUCGUGGCACAGGGCUCCAGGGUUCUCCACACAGGAGACUGUGGCCUUCACCAGAAGGAAAACUGCAGGCCCGAAUGGGCCUCACAGAAGGUCGAGGAGGGCCUUCAAGCGGCCAAGGAGGGCCUCUUUCCGCCAUCUCUUGUUCUUAGUGGUGCAGAGGCAGUGGAGCACAAGGCGCACAUGAAGAACGGAGGAUGGGGAGACGUUCGAGACCAUAUUCUGUGCAAUAACUACGCCAAACGUCUUUGAACUAUAACUUUUCUCUAAGUAAUGUGGGUAAAAUGUUCAUUAGUAUUUUGCAGAUGUGCCAUUCAUACACAACUUUUCAGGGUUUCAGAGGUUGCGGUGUGUUGGGUUUUCUCUUUGAGGGUCUUCCUGCGAGGUCUUCCAAGAAGUAGGACCAAAUCAAGUCCACGCAUGUUGCAUGCACACAGCGAGACUUGGACUUCUUUCUUAAAUCUUUUAUUUUCAUUCACCAAAGCUGCAAAGUUGCCAAAGACUCUUGUUAAUAUUUGUGAUAUGUAUAAUCAUGCUGGCUCAGUCACGCUGUUCAAUUUCAUGUGACCAGGUUUGUUUAUCUCUGGGUGUCUUACAGGCCAAAACAUUAGAUUAGAUUUAUUGCACAGGGAUGGGAAACAAGAGUAAACCAUAUCAGUGUGCAUAUUCACACACACACACACACACACACACAUACACACACACACACACACUUAUCUGCAUUAUUUCACUUGCAAAUAUAUUUCCUUAGCUGAGAACAGCACAGGAUGUUAAUUAAAAGGUUCAGUGUGUUGGUUUGUGGUGAAUUCAUGUCAUACUUUCAUGAACCAUCUUGUUGCUAUGUUUUAAAAAAUGUUUUAAUGGUACAGUUUCAAGUGCAACAACAAAAAGGCACGUGUAAUGUACAGACAUAUAGGUUUAUUGAAAAUGUGUAUGACAAUCUGAAAUAUUUGGGAAGGUUGAGGUUUAUACAGUAACUGUUAAUGUCAAAAUGAUAUCAUGAACAUAAUGGUAUCCGUGUUACUGAAUGUAACCUUCACUUUCUGUCUGCUAUAACCAGGGGUCUUUAUUUUUUCAGUUUUUAGGUGAGGUCAACUGACACCACUUCAAUCAGUCUCCUACUCCCCUGGUUACAGUGAGAGCUGGCUUGAUAUUGAUUUUUUCCCCUUUUGGUUGUGAUUGUAUAUUUGCUUUCUGAUUGGUGAAAUGUGACCUUUUGGACUCUUGUUCUGAGAUGUUUUGUUCUGCAAACAUCAGGCUCAUCUGUGAUUCUGCAUUUCUAUAUUUGCACCUUGUAUGUUAGAAUUUAUUUUGGGAUAUAAUGUCCAAAUGAGAACAGCAUUCGAUAGCUAGUGACACUUUAAAAAAAAGAUCCUACCAUAGCCGAAGCUGCCUUUUUACAAUGUAAAACAAUGACCACAUGAACACAUUAUCAGCCUUAAAGCUGACCAUAAGUGCCUUCCUUACUUUGUGCCUAAAGUUGUUUAAAAGAGAUUUUUGAAGGAGCACUGAUAACAGAAUACUUCUAUGCAUGUGUCAGUGCUGGGGACUUGUAGUUCUCCUGAUAGAUAUUUUUGUAGUGUCUGUAUUCAUGAGAUUUUUGAGGGAAAAUGGAAUGUGAAUGUUAAUUUCACACAAAUCUUCACCGUACAGUCAGGUAAAAAGAUUGCCGCACUCGUAAGAGGUGACAACAGCUCCAGAAGAGUGGUUCAACCUCAUGUUGGUGCACCUGAGCGUGCCUUAUGGAGAUUACUGCUCAAGAAAUACAAAAAGAAUGUGAUAAUGAAAUCGAUGAUCUUCUAUUUUAUGUUGAAAAGUACAAUCAGUUCUUAAGGGCCGUGGCAAAGGGGGCCUUAUACACAAAGAUGAUUUGUGACAAUGACAUGUCACUCACAUGUACGGGAUGUUUGAUGAUUCCUCAGUUGGUGAAAUGUACAGUUGCUGAGAAUAAGACCAACUUUUUUUUUUUUUUUGCUUGUUUCUUUCUGAUAAUCACUUGAAAUAGAUGUUCACUGUUUACUCAAUGUUUGCCAAAUGGGGAACAAAUAAAAGGCUGAAUUUGCA